AUGGGCAAUCAAAUGAGUGUCCCACUAAGAACUGAAGUUCAGGAGAAGGAACCGGAAGCAGACACUUACAAGGUGAUAGCGGACAGUGAGCGUGUUCAGAAUGGGAACCCAGUGAUGGUGUCCACUCAGGUGAUUGAACACUCUGAUGAAGUCGAUUUGGGAAUAAGCAUCUCCGAGGAUAAUGUGGCUACUUCUUCCCCCAAGACAAUGGAGGCCCAAGCUGUGGCCAAGGCCAGCGGAAAGAAUCUUGGGAAAGAAGCCAAGCCCAAGGCACCAGCUGCUAGAUCGAGUUUUUUCUUGACACUCUCUCGGCCUGUACCAGGACGUCCCGGGGACCAAGGCACGGAUUCAUCGGCUGCAUUGGGCAAGCUUGAUGUCAGCCCCGGCACAGUGCCUGCAAACAAAGACCCAAGUGAGCACGGGGCACUUCCGGUGGCAGCUGCACCAGGGCCGGCUGCAGAUAAAACGCCAGGGUGUCCUGAGGCCAAGCAGCAGGCCUUCCCUGCCACCUGCCCGCCAGCGCCUUCACCACCUGAGUCCAGUGCAGAAGGCACCUCCAAGCCCAAGGACUUCAGCUUCUUCGACAAACUAUUUAAACUAGACAGGGGAAGAGAACGUGCCUCAGCUGGCAGCCAGUCCGAAGAAGCCAAGACAGUGAGAGACCAAGACCAGGCCGAGGAGGCCCCUGCCUUGCCAGGGAAUCCCCAUGGUGUCCCUGCUGGGGAG
This is a messenger RNA of Cricetulus griseus (Chinese hamster), 726 nucleotides long. The record is from RefSeq and is a predicted model, not a curated record. Lineage: Eukaryota; Metazoa; Chordata; Mammalia; Rodentia; Cricetidae.